GGGGGACCGGGCGGCGGGCGCCAGGGGCCGGAGGACGCCCGGCUGUGGGAGGCGGCUCCGCAGUGCCCAGGCAAAGCAAACCAAAGCUGCUUCUCCUCUGCUGCUGCUCUCGUUUGGGAUUUGAUUUGCAUCAUCUCUGAGCCCAUUAAAAGAAAUAAAUAAGAGAAGAGGAGUGAAAAAAAGACGAAAAAAAAAAAAGGGCAAACCAAACCCACACAAAACAUGUGCGGAAGGACUUCCACUCCCUGGCUGUGCUAUUGAGGAUCAGGAAGAGCCUUUGGGGGCUGCAGGAUCUCGCUAGGCUGAUGCUGCUGCUCAAGGAUUUGGUGCAGGGAGACAAAACUGCUGCCUCUUCCAUCCGCUGAUCUCAACAUCUGCAUUUUCCUGCUGCUGUGCUCCCUCUCACACCCUCUCUCCAUGGACUGAUUUUUUGAUUUUUUUUUUUUCCCUAUUUGCGGGGGGGGGGGAGGGAAGGACGAGCGGAGAGCCAAGGCAUCGUGCUGAGAGGAGCAAAAAUUGCCUUUUUAUAUCUCGUGUUCUGGUGGAUCCCUUUCGAGGUUAUUCAGCUUUUUGGAAAAGAAAACAUGACGUCGCCAGCAAAAUUCAAAAAGGAUAAGGAGAUCAUAGCUGAAUAUGACACUCAAGUUAAAGAGAUCCGUGCCCAAUUGGUAGAGCAGCUGAAAUGCCUUGACCAGCAGUGUGAGCUUCGGGUCCAGUUACUGCAGGACUUGCAGGAUUUCUUCCGCAAGAAGGCAGAGAUUGAGAUGGAUUACUCCAGGAAUUUGGAGAAGUUGGCUGAAAGAUUCCUGGCUAAAACUAGGAGCACCAAAGACCAGCAAUUCAAGAAGGAUCAGAACGUGCUGUCGCCAGUGAACUGCUGGAACCUGCUGCUCAACCAGGUGAAGAGGGAGAGCAGGGACCACACCACCCUCAGUGACAUUUAUCUCAACAACAUCAUCCCACGCUUUGUCCAGGUCAGCGAGGACUCAGGACGCCUCUUCAAGAAGAGCAAGGAAGUGGGACUGCAGCUCCAGGAGGACUUGAUGAAGGUCUUGAAUGAACUCUACACGGUGAUGAAAACCUACCACAUGUACAACGCUGACAGCAUCAGUGCCCAGAGCAAGCUGAAGGAGGCAGAGAAGCAGGAGGAGAAGCAGAUUGGGAAGUCGGUGAAGCAGGAGGACAAGCAGACCCCACGCUCCCCUGACUCCACCUCCAACGUCAAGUUUGAGGAGAAGCACGUCCGGAGAAGCUCUGUCAAAAAAAUCGAGAAGAUGAAGGAGAAGCGCCAAGCAAAGUACACAGAGAACAGACUGAAGGCAAUCAAGGCGAGGAAUGAGUAUCUGCUGGCCCUGGAAGCCACCAAUGCCUCGGUGUUCAAGUACUACAUCCACGACCUGUCUGAUCUCAUUGAUCAGUGCUGUGACCUGGGCUACCACGCCAGCCUCAACAGAGCCCUGAGGACGUUCCUGUCGGCCGAGCUCAACCUGGAGCAGUCCAAGCACGAGGGGCUGGACGCCAUCGAGAACGCCGUGGAGAACCUGGACGCCAACAGCGACAAGCAGAGGCUGAUGGAGAUGUACAACAACGUCUUCUGCCCCCCCAUGAAGUUUGAGUUCCAGCCACACAUGGGGGACAUGGAGUCUCAGCUCUGUGCCCAGCAGCCAGUCCAGAGCGAGUUGGUGCAGAGGUGUCAGCAGCUGCAGUCCCGGCUGUCGACGCUGAAGAUUGAAAAUGAAGAGGUUAAGAAGACGAUGGAGGCCACGCUGCAGACGAUCCAGGACAUUGUCACCAUAGAGGACUUUGAUGUCUCUGACUGCUUCCAGUACAGCAACUCCAUGGAGUCGGUGAAAUCCACGGUGUCGGAAACGUUCAUGAGCAAACCCAGCAUUGCCAAGAGGAGGGCAAACCAGCAGGAGACUGAGCAGUUCUACUUCACAAAAAUGAAGGAGUACCUGGAAGGCAGGAACCUGAUCACGAAGCUCCAGGCCAAGCACGACCUCCUUCAGAAGACCCUGGGAGAAAGUCAGCGGACGGACUGCGCCCUGGCCAGUGGCAGGCGCAGCUCCACCGUGAGGAAGCAGGAUUCCUCCCAAGCCAUUCCUCUGGUGGUGGAGAGCUGCAUCCGCUUCAUCAGCAGGCACGGUCUGCAGCACGAAGGAAUAUUCAGAGUGUCUGGGUCACAGGUUGAAGUCAACGACAUCAAAAACGCAUUUGAGAGAGGGGAAGAUCCCUUGGCUGGGGACCAGAACGACCACGACAUGGAUUCCAUAGCAGGAGUCCUCAAGCUCUAUUUCCGAGGCUUGGAGCACCCCCUCUUCCCCAAGGACAUCUUCCAUGACCUGAUUGCCUGUGUCACCAUGGAUAAUUUGCAGGAGCGAGCGCUGCACAUCCGGAAGGUGCUGCUGAACCUGCCCAAGACCACCCUGAUUGUCAUGAGAUACCUCUUUGCAUUCCUCAAUCAUUUAUCUCAGUUCAGUGAGGAGAACAUGAUGGAUCCCUACAAUCUGGCCAUCUGCUUUGGGCCCACGCUGAUGUCUGUGCCCGAGGGUCACGACCAGGUCUCGUGCCAGGCUCACGUCAAUGAACUGAUCAAAACCAUCAUCAUCCAACAUGAGAACAUCUUCCCAGGACCCAGGGAGCUGGAGGGCCCGGUCUACAGCAGAGGUGGAAACACAGAGGAUUACUGUGAGAGCCCUCACGGAGAGAGAGCCCUGGCAGAGGAUUCGGUGCAGGACGUCACAGCCGAGCACCACACCAGUGACGAUGAGAGCGAGCCCAUCGAGGCCAUAGCCAAGUUUGACUACCUGGGCAGGACUGCACGGGAGCUGUCCUUCAAGAAAGGCGCGUCUCUGCUGCUGUACCAGCGCGCCUCGGACGACUGGUGGGAGGGACGGCACAACGGCAUCGACGGCCUCAUCCCUCAUCAGUACAUCGUGGUGCAGGACACCGAGGAUGGGAUGUCGGAAAGGUCCAGUCCGAAGUCGGAAAUAGAAAUAAAUUCUGAGCCACCGGAGGAGAAAGUGACGGCCAGAGCCGGUGCCAGCUGCCCGAGCGGGGGCCACGUCGCGGAUAUUUACCUUGCAAACAUCAACAAGCAAAGAAAGAAACCAGAGUCAGGCAGCAUCAGAAGAGCGUUCCGUCAAAGUGACAGCCACGGCCUAGGUAGUUCCCUGGCAGAACCAGCCUCCCCCGGAGCCAUAGCCGGUUCCAGGCCCUCAUCUCAGCCCAUUAUGAGCCAAAGUCUUCCCAAGGAGGUUCCAGACAAAUGCUCCAUCAGUGGCCACGGCAGCCUCAAUUCCAUCAGCCGGCACUCGUCGCUGAAGAGCAGGAUGGACAGCCCGCAGAUCCGCAAGGCUGUCACGGCAGGGAGGUCCAAGAGCUUCAACAACCACCGGCCCAUGGACCCCGAGGUCAUUGCACAGGACAUUGAAGCCACCAUGAACUCGGCCCUGAACGAGCUGCGGGAGCUGGAGAGGCAGAGCAGCGUCAAGCACACGCCCGACGUCGUCCUCGACACCCUGGAGCCCCUGAAAACGUCCCCGGUGGUGGCCCCCACCUCGGAGCCCUCCAGCCCCCUGCACACCCAGCUGCUCAAGGACGCUGAGCCCCCGUUCCAGCGCAGUGCCAGCACGGCUGGGGACAUUCCCUGCACCUUCAGGCCCGUCAAGUCUGUUAAAAUGGCCACGCAGGUGAAGCCGCCGGCCACGCGGCCCAAGCCCGCCGUGUUCCCCAAAACCAGCGCCACCAGCCCCGGCGUGGCCUCCUCUGCGCCCCAGCAGCCCCCUGACAAGUCCUGUACUGUCUGAUCCACCCCCUGCUGCUCUCUGGGUACAACUCCUGCUGUUCCAGAUGAAGAGAACUCUGUCAAAGACAUUAAAAUUCCUGUUUAACGAACGCUUGGGCUGAAGGUGGGUCGUGAGCUGCUCCUGAGCGGCGACAGCCUCGUGCCACGUCCCCAGGACAGCUCCUGCCACGCUUGGGGAAUCCACAAUCCACGAUCCACUGUGAAGCUGAGCAGGAAAACACCAAGGGAUGAGCUGGAAUUUGGUUUCGAUGCCUUGUUCAAGUGUUCGGCCGCUGGAAGGAACAUUUGGUGGUGUCCUGUUUUUGGAUACUGGUGUAGUGACUUCUAUAUUCUGUGUUUCAUUUACCACAGGGAAACAAUAGGAUAGAUUUUAGUCUAUUGCAUGUUUUGGUGCCACUGGUUACGUGGAGCUUGGACAUGCCUGUUUCUUGUGCAUUAUUAUUAUUAUAAUUAUAAUUAUUAUUAUUAUUAUUCCCUCGCCCGCUGGUGCCACGGUGGUUAAGGGUCUGUCUCGACUUCCAUCACAUCCUCUGGUUUUGUUUGUUUGCUCCCCAUUCCUCCCCCUCAGGGCCAAAGCCUUUGGCCAUCCAGCCUCAUGCUUUAGUUGUCAUGGAAAAAACAGUUUACUCUGGAACACUCGUAGAUUUUGUGGAGUUCUACGUAAGAUGUGUCUGUGCAAAUAUAAACAAACACGUUCCUGAGGGCUGGGAGCACAAGAAAGAGCCCAGUUGUUGCUUAUGGACAAUCCUCACUGGUUUCCCCCUUUGCUCUCCCAUAUUUAAAAGCAGUUUUUUCGUUUCCAGUGUCACUUUCAGCCCGUGGGCUCUGACGCGCUGUUUGCUCCCGGGAGACUGAAUGUA
This is a messenger RNA of Pseudopodoces humilis (Tibetan ground-tit), 4668 nucleotides long. RefSeq names its product SLIT-ROBO Rho GTPase activating protein 2 (gene SRGAP2). The record is from RefSeq and is a predicted model, not a curated record. Gene Ontology annotation, biological process: signal transduction. Gene Ontology annotation, molecular function: protein binding. NCBI's taxonomy places the organism in Eukaryota, Metazoa, Chordata, Aves, Passeriformes, Paridae.